AUGCCUCUCCUCAACCUAGACGGCCUCAACCUAGACGGCCUAAAUCUAUACGGCCAAAACCUAUGCGGCCUGAAUCUAGACGGCCUAGACCUAGACGCCCUAAAAGAGCUGGUGACUUUGUUGGACGAUGAUUGGCGCAGGAUGUGCCUCAGACCCGCGUCCCGCGUGGCUUGGUUCGAUUCCUACAACCCUGAACGGGCCCUCGUCGUCCUUCACUACCUCUGGAGAGAUUUAAGCCCCUUGGAGCGACUGCUGGUGGUGCAUUUCGCGUCGGUCAUGACGAGCAGAAUCGAGAUCCUCGCAUCGAUCGACCAUGGAGCUUCUCUCGAGCAUGGUCACCCCACGCGGCAGCAGCUAUACCACAUCAAGCGAUUCUUCCAGGACAAGACUGUACAGGAUUGCGUCGACAAUGCGAGAAUCGACGUUAUUCCCCUCGCCCACAUUCCACCCGCCUUUGCCGGAUUGGCCAUCGCGUUCAAGCUCUAUUCGGCGGGACCAGCACUGCGUACAAUCGACGACAUCCUCUCCUGCCCCAUGACAGCGCAGCUCAAGCUCAACAGCUCCCUAAAGCACAAGGCCAGGCAGUCGCACAGAGCCUUCUGGCUAGCAAACAUCCCGAAUUGCGACGAGGUGGUGCUCAACAAGUGGCGCAGAUUAUACGACGCACACGCAGCCGACCAAUUCCCCCUCGUCUACUAUGACAACGGCAAGAUGAAGCAGUUUCUACCCGACAAAAAGGCCUACUCUAUCGCAGACCUCAAGGAGUACAUCCGCUUGAUCAACCAGAGUAAUUCCGAAGCUGCAUCCUCCUAA
This is a messenger RNA of Kalmanozyma brasiliensis GHG001, 813 nucleotides long. RefSeq lists its product as uncharacterized. Lineage: Eukaryota; Fungi; Basidiomycota; Ustilaginomycetes; Ustilaginales. The record is from RefSeq and is a predicted model, not a curated record. The transcript has a single exon. The coding region runs from base 1 to 813 and encodes 270 amino acids.